AACAGCUGAUUGGUCGCCGGGGGAUCACGUGGGCUAAAAUGAGGGAACGGUGAACCGGAAGCGGACUGAUCGAACCCUUUCGCAAGUGUUUUGUUCAUUCCUUGUUUCAGCAGUUACCGGCAAAAUGGUGGAUGAUGAAGACAACGGCAUUGCUGGAGCCUUAAAAGAUCAUAUUCUUGAAGUGAUAUUUUCUUAUCUGGACUUACACGAUUUAAGAAAUUGUUCUUUAGUGUGCAAGAAUUGGUAUAGGAUCCUGAAUGACGAGAAUAACGACGUGUGGAGAUUACAUUGUGUCAACAAACUUGCCGAGGACGCAAUGACGUCCGAUUUGUUGUCGUCUGUGCCAACGUACAAGGCGAAACUUCGAGGAUUCUAUCAUGCUUGGAACCCACACGACUGUUCCAGGAAUGUGUACAUAAAACCUAACGGGUUCACACUUCAUCGAAACCCCGUCGCACAGAGCACCGAUGCGUCAAGAGGCAAAAUGGGGUUUCGACACGGUAGACACGCCUGGGAAGUGAUUUGGGAAGGACCUUUGGGCACUGUCGCUGUCAUUGGAAUCGCGACGAAGGAAGCUCCUUUGCAGUGCCAUGGGUACGUCGCCCUUUUGGGGUCGGAUGACCAAAGUUGGGGGUGGAACUUGGUUGACAAUCACCUUCUGCACAACGGCAACUCACAGGGCAACUACCCCCUCCUCAAUAACGCCCCCAAGUACCAGGUAGGAGAAAGAAUUCGAGUAAUUUUAGACUGUGAGGACAACACUCUUUCAUUUGAGAAAAAUUAUGAAUUUCUGGGUGUAGCAUUUAGAGGGCUUCCAGGGCAGCAGCCUUUAUACCCCGCUGUGUCAGCAGUCUAUGGUAAUACUGAAGUGUCAAUGGUUUAUUUAGGUCCUCCUAUGGAUGGCUAGGUGUUUAUUUUUAAAAUUAUAGAACAUUGUGUCUAUUGUUUUUGAGAGUGACUUGACUAGAGCUAACAUAUUUUGUAACAUCAUUUUGACAAGUAAAAUAACAUAAGGAGGAAAAAGUUAUCUGAUAUAAGGCUUGUUACGACUUAUCUGGUCAGUUGUUCUUUCCCAAAUUGACAUGAAAGAUAUCUCUGGUGUUGAAUAUCUUACUCAUUAACGUUUUUGAUACAAUUCAGACACAACUCGAUAAUUUAUGCUGUUCUUAGUGUACAACCAUUGUUUUCUUUCUGUGUUUAACUAUUUUGUCCUAUCUAUCUAGUGGAGGCUAGUCCAAAGUCGGAGAGCAGGGUAUGGGACAUUCAUUAGUGUAUCAUUGGGAGGAAAUUUAUCUCACCAACUCAUGUUGUCAUUUUAUUCUAAGUGUACUUGAAUCAUGUUUCUGUUUUAAGUUUGCAUCAGCCCAAACUUAAUAACCUUUUUUUUUUAAAGCAUCUUAUGAAUAAGGUAUUUUACACUGUCAAAAUGUAUGUAUUUGUCAUUGCAUCAGCACCUAUCACAACUUGAUUCACACAACCCUCUGUUUUCCUACAAGGUAUGCAAAUAUUUUUGAGAAGUAGGAUGAAAUCAGUAGACUUAUUCACUAUGUUUUUGUGGCAUCUGUUCAUUUGAUUUUACUUUUGAACUGUAUUAAAUCGGUCGGGUGUUACCCUGAAGAAGUUAAGAUGGCAUUGUUACUUUGUCACUCUGAUAUUAUGUGCUCCAUUCAGCAAUUUAGCACUGAGCCAUUUUGUGUACCAUUUGAUUGGUUCUUGCUUUUUUUUUGUUGUUUCUAUACCAAAGAUAAUAGUCAGGGGUUUGUGAUAUUUUAAUGAAUUGUGGUUCAUAAUAAGUUACAUGAUUGUACUGUACAUAAUUUUUUUUUUAAAUUUAUGUUUAUUUCUUGGUGUUUUCAUACCUGCCUGUAGAUCGUAUUGAACAAUGUUUUUCCAACUUUACUAAACGACUUCGUCGUCAAGAUCUGAUCCCUGUUGCUUCAUCUCACAGUUAACUGUGUCCAUGGAUUUACCUUAGCCCGUGUUUGUCGUAUAACGUUCUGUCAUUAUCUUGUUCCAAAUCAUUUGUCUAUAUGGAAUGUUUUGAUAUUUCUUAUGAUAAUUGUGGUUAUUUAUUUUUGUUUGUAGACAGUUUUGUGGUCAUUCUGUUAAAGCACUGGGUGGCAACGCCCUCCACCUUUCUUGACGCCAAGUCCCCCCUUCCCCCCCUUUCCACUUAAGUUUACUCCGUCGAGAUCCAAAGUACUAAGUCCUAUAGGGCUAAGCUGUUUUGUUAUUACAAUAAUAUGUGACUUGAGGAAGUGUCUAGGCCAGGUUCCAACUCAUAGGCUCAAAAACUUUUAAACACUUUUCUUGUACCCAGAAUGAACUUGGUGUUAGAAUAAGUGUACAGCGUUGCCACCCUGUGGUUAAAGUAGAACAGUUCUGUGGGUAACACUAUUUUGUAACUACUUGGAGACUGAUGCUAUCAAAUUUUCUGCUUGAGCAACUCCUCAUUUUAACUGUUCUUUCAGGUUGUAUUGUCCCUUACAACCUGUCUUCCUUUUCCUGUAGUAUUUUGUUUCUUGGGGACUUAUUCGACCAAAGCCUUAAGAUAGUUUUAACAUUUUAUCAAUAUUAUUGUAGCAUUUGUGAUCCUAACUCAUCAUUUCCCAAUCCCUUCAUUCUAAAUCUGUGGCGUAUGAUAUAUGUAAUCCAAAGAUUUAUCUGUGAAUAUGUAUAUAGUCAUUACCUGUAAUUUCUCCCUUUUGUGACAUUCCAGUCUUAGGUACAAUGAAAUGUCUUAAAAUUUGUUACCUGAAGUUACCUUCAAGAUUAAAAUAGUAGUGAAACACAAGAGUGGUUUUGCUCUUGAGUGCUCUUUAAGCUUGGAUGUUUUAUAUUGUUUUUCUUUUUUUAUUUCACAUUCCAUUUGACAGAGGACUACUGCUCCUCCCAUCACUGGGCUGCUUUCCUAGAGCAAUUCUAGUCAUCCUUCCUCCAUUUCACAUCAAGUCAUGUCAAUGAUGGAUCUCUAUUUAAUAAAUGCAUCCAUCAAGUAAUGUCCUUAAAAAGUUUGUUAAGCCUGUUUAGUUCAAAAUAUUUUCUUGUGGCUCUGCCACGCAAGUCAGUUUAGUUAACAUUUCAUGACUGUCAAUAGGAUGUGAAGAAUAGUCAGCAUCAUGGUGUGCAUGUCUUGUUGUACAACACAUUUUGUGUAUAGUAUAAUGCACUUAUUUUUUAAUGCUUCAAUCGUGUUAAUAAAUUAUUGUUGUUGAGA
Messenger RNA from Thrips palmi, 3217 nucleotides. It is a transcript of the gene Fsn, whose product is annotated as F-box/SPRY domain-containing protein 1. The transcript is spliced from 3 exons. The coding region runs from base 125 to 907 and encodes 260 amino acids. Gene Ontology annotation, cellular component: SCF ubiquitin ligase complex; synapse. Gene Ontology annotation, biological process: synapse assembly involved in innervation; proteasome-mediated ubiquitin-dependent protein catabolic process. NCBI's taxonomy places the organism in Eukaryota, Metazoa, Arthropoda, Insecta, Thysanoptera, Thripidae. Gene Ontology annotation, molecular function: protein binding. The record is from RefSeq and is a predicted model, not a curated record.